UACACGUAUUGGGACAGAAUAUUUCAAUUACACAUUACCAUGUAAACAUAGAAGAUUAAAGAACAUACACAUUAAUUUAAGUACAAGUUAGGAUAAAAAUUAUAGCAUCGAAACAAAUUGAGAAAGGAUAAAAAAGGCUCCAGCAUAAAAACAGGAUAAUAAACAUAGAAUAAAAAAAAUGGGAUCAAAAAUAUGAAUGUAUAAGUUGGGAUGAGUACAGAUACGGUAGUUGAAUAAACAAAUGAAAAGAACAACUGUGAGACAUCAUAAUGAAUAAAAUGGCUUUGAUGAGAAGUCCAAGCCGCACCCAACUCCGACUUAUUCUCAUUAUAAUGCUAGGCCUUGCAUUUAUCACAUUAGUCAUUUCAAAUAUUGGGAGGAGACUUUUCAAGGAAACGCCAGCUGUCUUAUUUUCUUCCUCUGAACUUUCCCGCUUCAAAGAAACGUUGGCGAAAUGGCCCAAUAAACCAAAAGCUGUAAUUUACUUUCUAGUUCAGGGGAAUCCUAAUAGUUGGGCUAAAUUUGGUAAAUCUUUAAAAUUACUGGAUGCUAAUUUUAACGGAGUUUAUAGAUAUCCUGUAGUUGUAUUUCACGAGACUGGUGUAACGUUUCAGCAAAUGAAUGAUCUUAGAAGAGAAACUAGUUCUGAUGUUUAUUUCCAGUUGGUCGUUUUCAAUGUGCCACAGUUUCUAACUGAAACGCCACCUAACCGGACCGCAUGUUCUAAACAUGGAGUUGGUUAUCGUCACAUGUGUCGUUUCCAUGCAGGAACCGUUUACGACCAACCUGUAUUUAAUGAUUUAGAAUUCUACUGGAGAUUGGAUGAUGAUUCACAGAUCCUCAGGCCGAUAAAUUAUGACGUGUUUUCUUUCAUGAAAAUCAAAAACCUGUGGUAUGGUUACAUUCUUAUUACGCACGAACCGCAGCAAUGCGUGACUGGACUGUGGGAGCUGACUGAAGAUUACCUUCAUAGUAGUAAAAUACAGACACCACAAAGCUUUUACAAAUGGAAAAAGAGAAAUAUGUUUUACAACAAUUUUGAAAUCUCUCGAGUUGAUAUAUGGAAAAAUGAUAAUUACGUCAGGUAUUUUGAUCACGUGGAUAAAUCAGGAGGAAUUUAUUAUCAUAGAUGGGGUGAUGCUGUUAUCAAAGGUCUCGGAGUCGCGAUGUUUGUUCCUACUGAAAAGACACACUGUUUUGAUGAUAUCAAAUAUAAACAUGGUUUCUGGGAUGUUAGUAUGAGGAGCUUACCUUCGUGCAACAUAAAUAUUCCACAUAGAAGAACUAGACAUUGAUAAUGCCUGAAAUUAGACUAUGAACUAUUUGGGAAAAUCAAAGUACAUGUGUAUUCAUUAUACGACCUUCAAAGGUCAUUAAAGGUCAAUCAUCAUUAUGAUGCACAUUUCUACCUUAGGUUUGAGGAAUAUGAAUGUACCUGAUCUUUUACUCUUGCAUCAAGUUUCUGGAUUCCCCAACCCUUAUGUACAGGAAGACUAAUAUUUGGUAAUAUUCUUUAAUGUUUUGAAUGCCUAUUACCAGGAAGAAUCAUCUUUGAAACUUGAAAUGUUUUUUUUGUGUUUUGUGAAAUGUGUUUUGAUAUAGAAAAUAAAAUAUAGAAUACACAUGAAAAAUGUAAGGUAAUGGUUACUCCAUAAGAACAAGAAAUGUUUCAAAGUGGCAUAGAAAUUUUUCAUAUUUGAUCUGCUGUUCUC
Messenger RNA from Owenia fusiformis, 1712 nucleotides. The record is from the annotation of a GenBank genome assembly. Lineage: Eukaryota; Metazoa; Annelida; Polychaeta; Sabellida; Oweniidae.